AUGACCUCAAGGUACCUGCCUUUGGCCAAUGCCCCUCAGGGAGCCCCAGCAUCUUCCCCCGGCCACGGAUACCCGCUUAGUCCGAGUCUGAUGAGCGGCGAGGCCCACAGAAGAGAUAGCGACGAGCUGCUCAAGGUUCCCGGAACAGGAAUCAACUACAACUCGCUUGUCAGCUACACGGUGUCGCCAGCCAGCCGGCGCCGCAGACGCCUGGACUACAAGAUGGUGGGCACAGAUUCCGGAUUGGCCAAGCAUACGUGCCAGACUUGUGGCAAGACCUUCCCCAAGCCAUACAACCUCAAGCUGCACAUGAAGACCCAUUCCACCGAGAGACCUUACAAGUGCCUGAUGUGCCCCAAGCUGUUUGCCCGUUCCCACGACCGCAAGCGCCACGAGCAUCUCCACCAAGGCGUCAAGAACUUCAAGUGUGAGGGUUUCCUUAAGGACGGCACUACGAAAUGGGGGUGUGGAAAAACGUUUGCACGUCUGGAUGCCUUGGCUCGCCAUUUCCGGACUGAAACAGGCUGGCUCUGUAUCAAGCCGUUGAUGGACGAGGCCAAGGAUGUGGAACUGGGCCGUUUACAAGCCGAACACCCGCUGUACUUUCAGCAUUCGAUUGCGCUCCCGCCGCUUCGCCAGCAGUGA
Messenger RNA from Candidozyma duobushaemuli, 645 nucleotides. RefSeq names its product C2H2-type zinc finger protein. The record is from RefSeq and is a predicted model, not a curated record. NCBI's taxonomy places the organism in Eukaryota, Fungi, Ascomycota, Pichiomycetes, Serinales, Metschnikowiaceae. Gene Ontology annotation, molecular function: RNA polymerase II cis-regulatory region sequence-specific DNA binding; DNA-binding transcription factor activity, RNA polymerase II-specific. The transcript has a single exon. Gene Ontology annotation, biological process: regulation of DNA-templated transcription. The coding region runs from base 1 to 645 and encodes 214 amino acids.